AUGAUGGGUGUUGACAGACCAUAUUUGCCAAAACCGGAGACUCAUUGUGGCGAUGGACGGGAGGUCGAAUUGCUUCAAUAUAUAUACAGUUUACCAAAUCUUGAAGAACUCCGUGGAUCUCCGUCAAAGAUCGUGGAGGCCAUUGAUCAAUAUGGAAGGGAUAAUUAUUACCUUAUGAAUGUCGGCUCAGUUAAAGGUCCCAUCAUUACCUCCUUGAUAGCUGCAGUCAAACCGCAGGUUAUGGUUGAGCUAGGUGGCUAUGUGGGAUAUUCUGCCAUUUUGUUCGGGGAUGCAGUCCGAAAGGCGGGGGGGAAGAGAUACUACAGUUUGGAGAAGGACCCUGUAUUCGGAGCAGUCUCCACAUUGCUGCUGAACCUGGCUGGGCUUGGUGAUUUUGUCCAGGUCAUUAUCGGGCCCAGCGAUAUAUCCCUUUACAAUCUGCACAGAAGUGGCACCAUAAAUCGGAUUGAUCUGCUGUUUCUGGACCAUUAUAAGCCGGCGUACGUGGUCGAUUUGAAACUCUGUGAGCAACUUGGAAUGAUUGUUCCGGGUAGUAUCCUAGCAGCAGACAACGUCAUAUCUCCAGGAAACCCACCAUACUUGAAGUAUGUAAGGAGCAAUGUCGAGGAGAAGAGACAUGAAGCUGCAUCUAAUCCAGCUGCAUGCCGAGGUUAUGAUCUUCGAGGGUUUUCCAAAUCAAUCAUCAAUCGCUAUGGAAUUUCUGGGGAGAAAGCGAUGACGGCGGUUAGUAUAUCCGGCAACCCAAAUCUGAUUUAUGAAAGCAGACUGGUAAAUAGCUUUGAGCCUACAGGAGAACCUAGAAAUCCAAACCCCGCAAACGAUGCUGGGAAAGACUAUCCUGGCAUCCAAAGCUAUCGUUCAACAGAAGAGAUGGUCAAAGUUGCCAGUGCCGAUGUCGUGGUUGUGUCAACCAUUACAGAGACUAAUUUCGCCUUCGCUAAAUUGGCAUUGGAAGCGGAGGAGCAUGCUAUUGUGAAAAAGCUGUUCAUACCCGCUCGUCAAGAAGCAUCUGAAUUGGUUGCGCUGUCGGAACGCCAAAAGCGUUUAAUUUCCGUAUAUCAGAAUCGCAGAUGGGAUGCUGAUUUCAUUACACUUUCAACAUUGAUACCGACGAAUAGUAGUUGGGAAACAAAAGCGAUGCCCGUAAAUGGCGCCUUAUAUGAUCUUGGAACCCAUCUCAUCGAUCAAGUUGUCUAUUUGUUGGGGCUUCCAAAGAAAUUGACUGGGUUUGUUGGCUCCCAGAGGGAGGACAACGACUCAGGGGACGAGGAUUCGUUCACAUUGCUUCUCCACUAUGAUCGAAUUUUGGCUACCGUAAAAGGAGCCAUUAUAAGUCCCGAAGAGAAGCAGUUAAGAUUUUUGGGCGAUAGUAUUGUCUUGCCGUUCAAGAAGAUCAACUCAGAGCAGGCCCAAGGCAUGGCGAUUACGGUUACGGCAAGGAACCAAGUGACAGAUAUGGUGAGCACGUCAAGUAAUAAAUUUUCGGCCCUGAUAUACGAAUCAUCAUGA
Paracoccidioides lutzii Pb01 is the source of this 1530-nucleotide messenger RNA. RefSeq lists its product as hypothetical. The transcript has 7 exons. The record is from RefSeq and is a predicted model, not a curated record. Bases 1 to 1530 code for a protein of 509 amino acids. Gene Ontology annotation, molecular function: nucleotide binding; O-methyltransferase activity.